CCUUGCUCCUUUCUCUUCCUCUGCAAUUCUGAGAUCGCGACUCUUCUUCUUUGUCCUGCAUCUUCAACCACCGUCCACAACAAUGUACCAAUAAUCGCCUCUUCCUUCACCAUUACUGCCACUGAAAAACCCACUUUCUUUAACAAUCCCUCCUUUCCUCUUUACGAAACCAUUUCAAUUUUGAUCAACGAAACUCGUGGUUAACUCCAUUUCUGUUUCUGGGAUUGGUGGAUGCUUCUAGAAGAGGAACCGUCCACAAUUUCCACUGUGGGGUCAAAUCCAUGGCUGCUUCUGGGUUCCUCCAGAAGUCAGAGGAGUGUCGUGCGAUUUUGCUAACUGAGCAGUUUUGGAUUUUGAAACAGAAAGGCAGAGAAAUGUAGGAUUUAAUCUUGGGAUUUUUGAGCGUUUUGAAAUUCAAUUGUUUGGUAUGAAUGAAGAUGGUAUUCAAAUCCAAGAUAAAAUGGAUAGCUUUGUUAGUAUUGAUACUAUCGACGGGAUCUCUUGUCAUUCACCUCUCCAUAACCAAGUUUUCGGGUUAUAAUUGGGUUCCUUAUGCUCCAAAGAAGGACUCUGUUAUCAAUUUCCCUCCUUUAGCAGAGACACAGAGUGUUAGAUAUAUUAGUAAUAAGAGGUUAUGGGGGGUUGUGAAGCCUUUACGGCCAUUGCAGCCUUAUUCCAAUCCAAGAAGCAACUAUCCUGUUCCCAAUGAAAAGAACAAUGGUUAUAUUUAUGCGAAAAUAUUUGGUGGAUUUGAGAAGAUAAGAUCUUCGAUCUGUGAUCUUGUCACCAUAUCCAGACUUCUAAAUGCUACUCUUGUCAUUCCAGAAAUUCAAGAAAGUCUUCGGUCAAAAGGCAUUAGUAAUGAAUUCAAGAGUUUUUCUUAUCUCUAUGAUGAGGAGCAGUUCAUUGCAUCACUUAAAAAGGAUGUAAUCAUUGUGAAGAGCCUGCCGGAGAAUUUGAAGGCAGCCAGGAAAAGGAAUGAGUUCCCAACAUUUAAGCCCAAAGCUUCUGCUUCUCCAAAUUUUUAUAUUAAAGAAAUUUUGCCCAAGUUAAGGAAAGCCAAGGUUAUUGGACUAGUGGUUGCUGAUGGAGGAUGCUUGCAGUCAAUCCUUCCACCUAGCAUGUAUGAGUUUCAGAGGCUUAGAUGCAGAGUUGCUUUUCAUGCUCUUCAAUUUCGCUUGGAAAUUCAAGUGCUUGGUCAUAAGAUUGUUGAGAGGUUAAGAGCAUGGGGUCAGCCUUUCCUUGCAUUUCAUCCUGGUUUGGUGAGGGACAUAUUGGCCUAUCAUGGUUGUGCAGAACUUUUCCAGGAUGUUCACACUGAACUCAUACAAUAUCGAAGGGACCAGAUGAUCAAGCGAGGGAUUCUUAAUGAAGAGCUGAGUGUAGAUUCGCAUUCACGUAGAGAAAAUGGGUCAUGCCCUCUCAUGCCAGAAGAGGUUGGACUUCUUCUCCGAGCAAUGGGCUAUCCUCCCAAAACAACAAUAUAUGUGGCAGGUUCUGAAACUUUUGGUGGUCAACGUGUUCUGAUCCCUCUUCGUGCCAUGUUUGCUAAUGCUAUAGAUCGCACAUCAGUGUGCAGCAAGGAAGAGUUGUUUAAAUUGCUUGGUCCUGAGGCACUUCUUCCUGAACAUUCAUUUCAAUUUCCUCCUCCAAAAAGUGAUGAACAACUUAAAGAAGAGUGGAAGAAGGCAGGUCCUCGGCCUCGGCCCUUUCCUCCACCUCCGGACAGACCCAUAUAUCGACACGAGAAAGAAGGCUGGUAUGGUUGGAUCACUCAGUCUGAUGCUGAACCAGACCCUUCACCAAUGGAUUUGAGGAUGCAAGCACACAGGUUAAUCUGGGAUGCUCUUGAUUACAUCGUCUCUGUAGAAGCAGAUGCAUUCUUUCCUGGUUUUAAUAAUGAUGGGAGUGGGUGGCCAGAUUUCUCAAGCUUGGUCAUGGGACAGCGACUAUAUGAAAGUGCUGCUUCUAGAACAUAUCGACCAGACAGGAGAAUUGUUGAAAAUUUUUUUAACAUUAUCCGUGACAGUAUGUAUCAUCCACGACAUAAUUGGACACUUUCUGUGAGGGAACAUCUAAAUAAAAGCUUGGGAGAAGAUGGCCUAAUCAGGCAAUCCCUUCUGUCGAAACCAAACUCGUUUCUAUCACAUCCCCUCCCUGAAUGCUCAUGUAGAAUUUCAUCUACUGAGUUUCUAGCUCCACUGGAGGGUAAGGAUGGUCGGUAUCUAUAUGGAGGCGAGGAUGAAUGCCCAGAAUGGAUGCAACAUGGACAGGAAGCUAGUCCAUUGGAGUCAGCGGGCGCAGAAGGGGUUAAAAAUGAUGAUAAUGAGCCUGAUUAUGAGAAUGAUGUGAUUCCACAAGAAUCUGAUAACACUGGCGGUAAGAGUAGCUUUACUUCACCUAUGGAUCUGGAUGAUGAAUGGGACCCUAAUGACUAGAGAUGGACGUGAGAAUGACCACAUCUAUUCUGAAAUUGGUAAUCGCUUGCAGAAUGGGAAAUUUUGGGGAGAAGAGGCAUAAUUCGGAGAUUUUUUUUUUUUUUGUAUCUUAGUCUUUUUUUGAGGGAAAUAAUUCAGAUUUAUUCUUUUUCCUAGUAGAUUCAAGUAUUUGUUCAGUUACAGAAAAAGAAAACAGAUUGAAUACGUUGAUACGACAUACUGACUUUUCAAACACCACAGCAGUGAGAAUGGUUGAUGGGGCUUAGACUGACUAGCCAAUUGCAGCAUGUAAUGGAGACUUGUUAAUAUUAUCGAAGAUGGAGAAAGUUGGAGUGCAGUGGGUGGAUGUUGUAUUAUGCUGGUAGCAGUCGGUUCCGCUUGAUCAUUUGAGUAGUGAUUUGUUUCUGUUCUUUGUAAACCUGCAUUUUUUUUUAAUGAGUGUAAAGUUAUUUCAAAAAGAAAACAAAUUGAUGGAAGAGUUUCAGAAUUAUAGUUAUAAUCCCAUUUAAUUGUUGAUUGGAUUUUGUA
Jatropha curcas is the source of this 2966-nucleotide messenger RNA. Its product is annotated as protein EMBRYO SAC DEVELOPMENT ARREST 30. Gene Ontology annotation, cellular component: chloroplast; cytoplasm; Golgi apparatus. Lineage: Eukaryota; Viridiplantae; Streptophyta; Magnoliopsida; Malpighiales; Euphorbiaceae. The record is from RefSeq and is a predicted model, not a curated record.